Hibiscus syriacus is the source of this 1366-nucleotide messenger RNA. RefSeq lists its product as uncharacterized. The transcript is spliced from 8 exons. Bases 140 to 1318 code for a protein of 392 amino acids. The record is from RefSeq and is a predicted model, not a curated record. Gene Ontology annotation, biological process: regulation of peptide transport. Lineage: Eukaryota; Viridiplantae; Streptophyta; Magnoliopsida; Malvales; Malvaceae.
AGAUCAGAGAAGAUCCCACGCAGCUUUACCAUGGAGCUCAAAGUUUUAUAGCAAAUUCAAGGCCAAUUCAGUUUUUUUUUAAUUUUCCGUUUGGGGUCAAGUUUUCAGUAACCCUCGUUUUGAUUGGUAUUUUAAGGUGAUGGGUUUGAAGUAUAAUGCUGGGUUAGGGUUGAUUGGCACGGUUGUGUUUAUAUGGGUGUUAUCUGCAGAGAUAACACAGACGAUUUUCUCGGAAUACAAACAGCCAUUUGCACUCACUUAUCUUGGAGUGUCCCUUAUGGUUGUUUAUUUACCCAUUGCUGUUUUAAAGGAUUGGAUCUACAACUUGUUUAAUGCAAAUUUAUCCAAAAACCUAUACGAUGGCAGCUUGGUAAUUAACACUUCGAUCGGACUCGAUGUCCCUCUUAAAAUCAAUGAAUUGCCCCACAGUGCGGAAUCUGACCUUAAAAGAUGCCUUAUAACUGACACGGAUCUUAGUGAAAGAGAAGAGGGGCAGCCUCUCGAUUCGAGUUACGAGAAAGAUGGACCUUACUUGCCUGAACAUGGCAGCGGACCGAGUUCGUGGAACAUCGCCGUGUGUAGCUUAUAUCUAGCUCCAAUUUGGUUUAUGACCGAGUAUUUAUCAAACUCUGCUCUGGCAAAUACCAGUGUUGCAAGUACAACUGUCCUGACAUCUACUUCGGGGCUCUUUACGCUUUUCUUUGGAGCUCUUCUCGGCCAGGACACUGUAAAUGUUGCGAAAGUGGUGGCUGUAUUUAUUAGCAUGACUGGUGUUGCUAUGACCACAGUUGGAAAGACAUGGGCGUCAGAUGAAAUGCUUACCGCCUCUGAAGCUAGAAGGCACUCCAUAAUGGGGGAUAUAUUUGGCCUUCUGUCUGCAAUUUCAUAUGGCUUGUUUACAGUUCUGCUCAAGAAAUCUGCUGGAUCAGGAGAGAAAGUCGAUAUGCAAAAGUUCUUUGGAUUUGUCGGUCUCUUCACUCUUUUGGGACUUUGGUGGCUUGUGUGGCCACUUAAUGCUGUUGGGAUAGAACCUCCAUUUGAAUUUCCACAUUCAGCAUCCGUUGGCGAAUUAGUGCUUGUUAACGGCUUUGUGGGAAGCGUCCUCUCAGACUACUUCUGGGCACUUUCCGUGGUUUGGACAACUCCAUUAGUCGCAACAUUGGGCAUGUCAUUGACAAUACCACUAGCAAUGAUAGCUGACAUGGUCAUACACGGACGACACUUCUCCGCGGUCUACAUCUUCGGGUGCAUUCAGGUAUUUGCAGGUUUCGUUAUAGCUAACGUGUCGGACAAGUUUACGAAGAAAUCGGAGUUGUAGCGAGUCGUUUGUGAGUUUCGGGAGGGAGCCUAAACGUUUUAACUUUUU